GCUUACACUGCUUAAAAACAUUUGUUUUGGAUUGUUCUUUUUUCCUUCUUUCUCUGACAGGUUUUUUUAAAUUAAAAAACACUAUAAAUGAAUGCAAAAAAUGAAACCCAAGUAACACAGUUCAUCUUCUCAGGACUCACAGAUUAUCCACAAUUGCAAGUAGUUCUGUUUGCCCUGUUCUUGAUUAUUUACAUCAUCACACUGAGUGCAAAUAUAGGGAUGAUCCUAUUGAUCAAAAUUGAUCCCCAGCUGAAUACUCCAAUGUACUUCUUUCUCAGCCAUUUGUCUUUCCUGGAUGCCGGCUAUUCUUCCACUGUUACUCCUAAAGCAAUGGCAGGCUUUUUUGCCAAAAAGAAAAGCAUUUCCUUGAUUGAGUGUGCUAUUCAGUUUUACAUGUUUGAUGGUUUGGUGAUGACUGAAUUAUUCUUAUUGUCUGUCAUGGCAUAUGACCGUUAUGUAGCCAUCUGCAACCCACUGCUUUAUUCUGUUGUUAUGUCAAAGAAGUUGUGCACCGUAUUAGUGACCAGUGUGUAUAUCUAUGGCUUUGUGAGCUCAGUGGUUCAAACAGCAUUAACUUUUACACUCUCUUUCUGCUCAUCAAACAUGAUUGAUCAUUUCUACUGCAAUGACCCUCCACUGUUAGCCUUGUCCUGUUCUGACAAACGACCUAAAGAAAUCCAGCUUUUAGUCUUGUCUGGUAUCAAUUUAAGUAGUUCUCUCUUUACAAUCAUUGUCUCUUAUGUCUACAUUCUGUGCACCAUCUUUGGAAAACACUCUUCUGGGAGAAGGAACAGAGCUUUCUCCACCUGUGCCUCCCACCUGACUGCCGUCAUCAUAUUCUAUGGCACUCUCUUCUUCAUGUACCUGAAGCCAAGCUCCACCCACUCCCUCAGUUAUGACAAAGUGGUGUCAGUUUUUUAUGCUGUUGUUAUCCCCAUGUUGAACCCCCUUAUCUAUAGCUUGAGAAACAAAGAAGUGAAGGAAGCCUUGAAAAAGGUGAUGGGGAGGAAAUGUUUUUUAACAGUGAGAUGCCUUGCUAACAAUGCUUGACCUUGACAUAUCCAAUAAUGGGCACAUGGGCCAAAUAUUCAAGAGAAAAAUAAGCCACAAGAAAACUGUACAAUUUCGUAGUGUGAAAAACUGUCCAUUUCAAAUGCAAUGUGCUCAUUCUUCAUAAGAAAGGCAAUCUGGCCUCAAUUGCUUCACUCUGUGGUUAGCUGUGAAAAAUUUCUUUAACAGCCCAUGUUCUGUGCAUAUUUGCCACAGCUCAGAAACCCUUUGCAUCAUAAAAUAAUAAGUCUAACAUAAGAGGAAACCCUGAAGAGAAACUAACAUCUCUAGUCCUUGUGAGAUGAAUGGGUAGGCCAUUGACUUGCUACUGGUCUAAGAAUCAUGAAGUGCUGAAGUAGCCAUAACUAAGAACCUGUGGUUGCUGCAUCUGCUAAGCCACAAUCAAGAAAGAAGUCCCUGUGAUCUUCAUUCAAAUGUUUCGUGAUAGAGCUGGAAUGAAGCAAAGUUCAUUCAGGUACUUGAAUGCUGACAAGAUGGAACAAGUGUUUGUAGCCAUUAAUUUCAGUGGCUUCUGCUUGAUCACAUAGCUACUUCUAGAAUUAACAGCUUUGCAUUUCAAUAGCCCUAUCAGAUACUGCAUGGAACCUCUCCCCUUCAGCCACUGUGAUGUGGCACUAACCUUUUCUAACUGCUGCCUCUUCUUAUCAACUAUUAAUAUUCCAGUCUCUGAAAUUAAGGGAAGGUAAACUGUAAAGCAGCUGAAAUGGAAUUGCAAGCUCACAAUUAAUUUGUACUAUUGAAAUGCAGAGACUCUGAAGAAAAAUAAAUUCAAUUGUUUUAUUUGCAAUCAGGAUGAAACUUCUUUAGAUUAAGUUGACCCCUAACAUGGUUCUUGGUAUUUGCUAAAUAGCUGGUUUUUCUAAAUAUUGUAUAAGAAUUCUGAUUCAAGAAUGAUCAAACUCAGAAGAACAGGUCUUGACCCAAAUCAUCAUUGGCAUUAUUGUAUAUAAAAUAAAAAGAGCAUUAAUAAUAUACUGUAUGCUUGGGGUUAUAAGUAGAUCUACAUAUUGUGAAUAGUGACCUUUAAAAUAUGUAAUUUUCAAAUUUUAAAGAAUAUUUAAAACAGACAAGUUCUUAAUGCAGAUUGCAAACAAAAACAUGUCAGAAGGUGCAUGAAGAGAAAGAUGAAUUUAGUACAGUAGGGCACAGAAGCAUUCUUUUUUUUUUUCAACAAUCUUUUUUAUUAAUUUUUUUCCCCAUCAACAUAUGUUAAUUUUUCCAAUCAAACAAGUUGUCUGGUGUUUGCUAAGCUAAUACAUGUUCACUUCCUAAUCCUUCAUUCUUUUCUCUAACCAAGAAUAAAAUAAAUUCCAAAUUUUAUAAUAGUCCGUAUCUCACAGAAGCAUUCUUGGGAGCGUUAAGAUUGGCAAGAAGGUGGACGGAAGGUUUUAUUCCCUUUUGAUAUUGUGUCACUGCUCACACAAACUCAUGUUUUUCGAAGUAUUUUAAGAUUCUCAAAGGAUAUAGGUAGU
Crotalus tigris (Tiger rattlesnake) is the source of this 2543-nucleotide messenger RNA. Its product is annotated as olfactory receptor 1020-like. Bases 88 to 1050 code for a protein of 320 amino acids. Gene Ontology annotation, biological process: G protein-coupled receptor signaling pathway; sensory perception of smell. Gene Ontology annotation, molecular function: odorant binding; G protein-coupled receptor activity; olfactory receptor activity. Lineage: Eukaryota; Metazoa; Chordata; Lepidosauria; Squamata; Viperidae. Gene Ontology annotation, cellular component: membrane. The transcript is spliced from 2 exons. The record is from RefSeq and is a predicted model, not a curated record.